AUGCCUGCUGCAUACCAGUUCCCUCCGCACCCGUUGUGCCCAUACUUAGGCCACCAUCAGCCCAAAAGAGGGCGCAUGCGAUAUGAGGAAGAAAGCAGGGAAGGGAAGUCCACGUCAGAACCUGUCUUGGAUCAUGGCAGAGCCUGCAAGGGCGAGAGCUUUGAUCGCAAUGGAGACUCGCACAAGAAGAGCCGAUCUGGUCGAGGGUCAACCGACACCAGCGACCUGGAGUUAACUCCGAGGACGCAAGGGAACCAUCAAGGUACAGGGCAGGUUGCAGCAAGUGAGCCCCACAGGCCGAUCUCCACGCCCAUGGAUGGGUCGAACUUCAAGAGAAUGAAGUUUGGCAAGGCAGUUCCCAAAUGCAUCUUUGAGACCCCGCAAGGAAAGAAAUUCCUGAACAUGAGCUCCACCGAGAGCGAUCCGCGAUCCUCGAACCUCAGCGACGAUGCGAGUAUCAGCAGCAAGAUGCCUGUGGCCCUUGGCGGAGGGUCGAUACAUGCCCUCGGUCUUGACUACAUCAAGAGCAAGUACGAUUUCUCAACAGUCCCGCAAUUCGAGGGAUUGUCUUCAGAUUUACACGAAGAAAUCUAUGAUUUCUUGCUUGAAGCCAACAAGCGUUUGCAUUCAAGCAAGCUUGAGGGAGAAACUGUCCAAACGGAUUCGAGGGAUAGUCAUUAUGACCAGCAACUUGUUGAGCAAUGCCUGAGGAAUCACAAAAUUAGUGGGCAUAUGAUUCGCACGAAUGAUGAGCGCCAGCGGCUACAAGGCCUCCUUCUGUUCAUCAAGGACUCGAGCACAAAUUUCAGCCAAGAAGAUAUGGAGCAACUCAGCAAGUAUUUGACAUCGCGUCAUGAACCUGACAACACGAAUGAAUCUGUCAGGGCAGAGGUAGUGCAGGACAUUUCAUCGGGAAAGAUUGCAGAAGUAAUUUUGAUUAGUGGAUUUGGUUGCUGCGACCUCCUCCUCCAGAUGUUUCUUGAGGAGCUUCAGAGUCGAAAGGAGUGCAAGCUAGUCGUAGUGAGAGCCCUGGAUUGUGUGAAAUCCUUGUUUGACAUGGCUGGUUUUGAAACGGUUGCAAGGAGAUCUUGUCACAGCGAUGUGCAUGCUGAAGGAGAGCCUCGCUCUGACUUGUUUCGAAGUGACUACAGCUUUAUGGUGCUUGAUGUCAAGAGUAGGAAAGUGGUCUCAAAAUAUCUGGACGUUGAAGGAGGAAUCUACACGAAUUUAGGCAAGCGAGUGCCAGUUUUUGUCAGAGAUUUGGACCUGGGUGAUUGUUCAGGAGGAGACGCGCUCACGGCUUUAAAGCCGGGGGUUUAUGGGCCUCAUGCCAGCGUAAAGGAGGUCGCUGGUAUCUGCGAGCAUCUGGAUCUUCUUGAUUCCCGAGCAUCUUGUGACUCGUCUGAAUCCGGGGAGCAACUUCUGAACGAGGCGGAAGACACGCCUGAAUUACCCAAGAGAAGACUUGAUUUCAUCUCAUCUCAUGAUUCUCCCAUGCAGAAACAGAAUGCAGCGGUAAAGUCGCUGAAACGAGCACGUCCGACCAAGAGCAUCGCGAAUCCAAAGCAAGCUGGCUUGCCAAUCAUCUCCAGCCCAAGGAUGUUGAGGCAGUCCAAGUUGAAAUUCUUGCUUCAGAGUGCGUCGGGCAGCCCACGAAAAUUCAGCAAGGCCCGCGAUUUGUCCGCGGAACCUCAGGCUGUCAAAGAGAAGGUCAAGUCGUCUCGCUUGCUGUACCAGAAGUUCUUCAAGGACAAGUCUCGUUCUGUGUUGGCGUCCAGUGGUCUUUCCAAGGUCGACCCAUCUAAGGUUGCAGCCAUGGACCCGCUCAAGCGAGAGACUGUGCGAAUGAUCUGCUACGACCUUGGGGUCCCCAUCAAUCGAAAAGUACCUCUCCUGAAGAUGCAGGUGCAGAAGACCAGGUCACAGCUCUUGCUCAGCUUGAUGCGCUUGCAUGAGGAGGAUGUGUUCGCUUGGAUAUACUCAAACCUGCUCACGCCAGAAACACUCGAGGCGAUAUCCGUCGACUACGGUACAAACAUGUCGGGAGAUGACGCGAGAGCGAAGCUGUAUCACAUGAUGAAGAACGCCAAUCGACCCAAACCAGAGCACGCGACCAAGAAAGGUGGUGAGGCUCAGGUCGAACAGCCAGACAAGGGCUCGUCUAAGAGCAUGAGACGAGAAGGGCAGGUGGAUGCCAAGACGGAUGAAGCCGCUCAACUGAAGCCCGUCCCUUGGCAAAUGAUCUUCUGCCGUAUAUGCGGUACGGGGGAUCGAGAUGACCAGCUGGUGCUGUGCGAUCGUUGCAACGACGGUUACCACAUGGACUGUCUGCAUCCAAAGCUCAAGAGUCUCCCUGAGGGCGAGUGGCUCUGCCCUGAGUGCCUCAAGGAGCAGAAGAAGAACAAGAGCCACCUCACGGGAGGGGCGGCCAGAGCUCCUAAGGAUUUCUUCCUCGUCCGAAGUCUGUGCAAGCAGACCAUCAGGCUGAUCUGUCAUGACCUCGGACUGGACGACAAGGGAUCCAAAGCUGAGAUUCGUGAUCGCAUCGCAGCUGCUCUGCCCGACCAAGCGGUUCCUACCCUACCCAGUCUCAAGUUGUCAGCACUAGAAGCGAUCUGCGUGGACCUGGGCCUGCCAAAGAAAGGCACGAAAGACGAGAUCAGAACCCGGAUUGAACACAACUUUUUCCAUCGCGGAAAUAACGUAGAGGAACGUUCCCAAGUCAAGUCUGACGAAGCACUGGAAGACAGUGGUGAGCAGGAGAGGCCCACCGAUGACCCGCAUGAAAGGAAGAUGCUCAAGCUCAGCAAGGCGACUCUGCGAACAAUCUGCCUGAACCUGGGGUUAGACCACACUGGCAAGAAAGCUCUGCUGGUCAGGAGGAUCAUGGAAGUCGGGCAGGCGCUGCAGUGGAUUUCCUUGGCUUCCAUCAAGUUGACCACCAUGGAGCAGAUUGCCGAGGACCUGGAGGUUUGCAAGAAGGGAACGAAAGAGGAGCUCAGAUCUCGAAUCCUGCAGCAUUGGAGCAGAAGCAGCAAAGCAGGGGCUCCUGACGCUGACCCUCUCCCUGACCUCUCGCACAAGGUCAAGGGAAAAGCAAGCGCAGCGGAGCACGCCUCAGAAGACUCGACCGCCUGCCAGAGCCAGAGCAGCAGCAAAUCUCAAUCCGACCCAGUGGAGAAGGAGGGAGAGGACGGGAAGAGGCUGGUGUCUGUCUUCGAGGAGCUCCCCGUCCCCUCUGAGAACUUCUCCCUUGAGCCGCACCUGCUGCUGCAGGCCGUGCGCUCGAUGGAGGUCGAGGGAGUGAACCCGGCGGAGGUGGCAGAUCCGUGGGAGUACGUGACGUGCAAGAAGUGCGGGCUGAGCGAGGGCGACGAGCGAAUGAUCUUGUGCGACGGCUGCGACGAUGCGUACCACGUCGAGUGCACGUGGCCGAGGCUCUCGCAGGUGCCGGAAGGUGAGUGGUUCUGCAAGGUAUGCAGGAAGACGCGGGAUAGCGCGGCCGUGCAAGCCAAAGAGGUGCAGGAAGAGGGAGAGGGGGAAGGGAGCGAGCGGUCCAAGGUGUCGGGAAGGAUCAGGAUGAAGACGCAGCCGUUCAAGGUGUCUAGGGGCAAGUAG
Messenger RNA from Guillardia theta CCMP2712, 3618 nucleotides. RefSeq lists its product as hypothetical. The transcript is spliced from 4 exons. The record is from RefSeq and is a predicted model, not a curated record. NCBI's taxonomy places the organism in Eukaryota, Cryptophyceae, Pyrenomonadales, Geminigeraceae. The coding region runs from base 1 to 3618 and encodes 1205 amino acids.